Molecule: messenger RNA, 1303 nt
Organism: Lodderomyces beijingensis
Lineage: Eukaryota; Fungi; Ascomycota; Pichiomycetes; Serinales; Debaryomycetaceae
Source: the annotation of a GenBank genome assembly
AUGUCAGACACAGUAGGAAAAGUAUGUACUGCCACCGGCCAUAGCUUCCUUUUUUCGAAAAAUUCCGAUUCCAGAGGGGCAUAUAUAUAUUGGAAAAACCCGCCACCAACAACCCUGAUGGUUUUCGAGUUUGGCGUUAGAGUAAAGACAUUGUUACUAACCAGUUUCUCCUUGCUUUUCACAGACAAUUACCUGUAAAGCCGCAGUGGCAUGGGAAGCCAAGAAGCCGUUGAGCAUCGAAACCAUUGAAGUUGCUCCACCCAAGGCGCACGAAGUGCGUAUCAAGAUCAUCGACACUGGUGUCUGCCACACUGACGCGUACACUUUGAGUGGAUUGGACCCCGAGGGAGCUUUCCCCGUGAUUUUGGGACACGAAGGUGCCGGAAUUGUUGAAUCUGUCGGUGAAGGCGUCACCACGGUGAAGCCCGGGGAUCACGUGGUUGCCUUGUACACUCCCGAGUGUGGCCAGUGUAAAUUCUGCAAGAGUGGCAAGACCAACUUGUGUGGUGCCAUUAGAGCCACUCAGGGUAAAGGUGUCAUGCCCGAUGGAACCUCCAGAUUCACUUGCAAGGGUAAGGAAUUGUUGCACUUUAUGGGGUGCUCGACUUUUUCACAGUACACCGUUGUGGCAGACAUCUCGGUUGUUGCCGUCAACCCAAAAGCUCCUUUCGACAAGGCUUGUUUGUUGGGAUGUGGUAUCACUACUGGUUAUGGUGCUGCCACCAUCACCGCCAAUGUCCAAAAAGGCGACAAUGUUGCUGUUUUCGGUGCUGGUUGCGUUGGCUUGUCGGUGAUUCAAGGUUGUAAAGAACGAGGAUGUGCCAAGAUUAUCGUGGUUGACAUUAGCGAUAAGAAGGAAGAAUGGGCAUUCAAAUUCGGGGCUACUGACUUUGUCAAUCCUACCAAAUUGGCCGAAGGAGAAAACAUAGUUCUGAAGUUGAUUGACAUGACCGAUGGCGGGUGCGAUUACACGUUUGACUGUACCGGUAACGUCAAUGUCAUGAGAGACGCCUUGGAGGCGUGCCACAAGGGUUGGGGCCAGUCGAUCAUUAUUGGUGUUGCGCCAGCUGGCAAGGAGAUUCAAACUAGACCAUUCCAAUUGGUCACGGGAAGAGUCUGGAGAGGUGCCGCUUUUGGUGGUGUCAAGGGUAGAUCCCAAUUGCCAGGAAUCGUUGACGAUUACUUGGACGGUAAGUUGAAAGUGGAGGAGUUUAUCACUCACAAGCACGACUUGGAUGCGAUCAAUACUGCUUUCGACGACAUGCACAAGGGAGACUGUAUCAGAGCCGUGGUCAAGUUAUGA